AUGGAUGACCCCUAUCACAACAACGUGAACCAGCAGGUGACCCAGGGCGGAGAGUACACCUACACCCAGGAUGAAAGCGGUCAGGAAGGCUACCCCUACCAAGCGGACUACCCUCCACAGGAGGAGGAUGCUCGUAGUGAUGACACCGAAGGAGCAGACGACAACGAGCAGAUGUACGAGGGGGAGUACCAGGGCGUCCCCCACCCCGACGAGAUCAAGGAGGCGCGGCGGGCAGCUCGGGUGGAGGCCAGGAGGAAAGCCCGUCUGGCAGCCCAGCAGGAAGAUGAGGAGGAUAACCUGGCAGAGCAGUACGAGACCAUCAUGGAGGACUGCGGCCACGGGCGUUUCCAAUGGAUGCUGUUCUUCGUGCUGGGCCUGGCGCUGAUGGCCGACGGAGUGGACGGCUUCGUGGUGGGCUUCGUCCUGCCCAGUGCCGAGAAGGACAUGUGCAUAUCCAACGCCGACAAAGGACUGCUGGGUCUGCUGGUGUAUGUGGCCAUGAUGGUUGGGGCGCUGGUGUGGGGGGGACUGAGUGAUAAGAUGGGCAGGAGGAAGUGUCUGAUCUACGUGCUCACCAUCGACCUGGUCUUCUCCUUCCUGUCCUGCUUCGCUCAGAGCUACGGCUUCUUCCUCUUCUUCAGGUUCUGCUCAGGCUUCGGAAUUGGCGGCUCCAUCCCGAUCGUGUACACCUACUUCACUGAGUUCCUGCAGAUGGAUAAACGUGGAGAACAUCUGAGCUGGCUCUGCAUGUUCUGGAUGCUGGGAGGCCUGUACGCCUCCUUCACUGCCUGGGGAAUUAUCCCUCACUAUGGUUGGGGCUUUGCCAUCGGUACCGAGAUCCAGAUGCACAGCUGGAGACUGUUCAUCCUGGUGUGUCUCCUGCCUGUGCUCGCUGCCCUCGUGGGAGUGGUCUUCAUGCCGGAGAGCCCACGGUUCCUCCUGGAGAAUGCCCGUCAUGAUGAGGCCUGGAUGAUCCUGAGACGAGUUCACGACACCAACUGGAAGGCCAAGGGAGAGCCAGAGAGAGUUUUCACUGCGACAAACAUUAAGACUCCACAGACACAAGAUGACGAGUUCAUCGAGAUCCAGAGCGACACCGGCACAGCCUUCCAACGCUGGACCGUCAGACACAUGACCAUGCUGCAACAGGUGAUGUCCAACAUCAUGUCGUUAUCAGCUCCAGAGCUCAGACUGCAAGGUCUCUUCCUGGUUAUUGUCUGGUUCUGUUUGGCCUUCAGCUACCACGGACUGGGCGUUUGGUUCCCUGAUAUGAUCAAGUACAUGCAGUAUGAAGAGUAUGAGUCCAAGGUCCGAGUGUUCCACCGGGAACGGGUCGAACGCUUCCACUUCAACUUCUCUCUCGUCAACCAGAUACACCGUGAGGGAGAGUACAUCCAUGACAAGUUUGCAAACAUUGAGAUAAAGUCUGUGAAGUUUGAGGAUUCUCUGUUUGAGAACUGCUACUUUGAGGAUGUCAAGUCGACCAACACCUUCUUUGAGAACUGUACCUUCAAAAACACAGUAUUCUACAACACAGACCUCUGGCAGGAAAAGUUCAAAGAAUGUCAAAUGGAGAACACCACCUUCCUCCACCCAAAGAAAGGCUGCCAUCUGAACUUCAUGGAAGAGAACGACAUCGUCAUCUACAUGGUCAGCUUCCUGGGCAGUUUGGCUGUGUUGCCUGGCAACAUCCUCUCAGCAUUAUUCAUGGACAAGAUAGGAAGGAUCAGAAUAAUAGGUGGUUCUAUGCUGGCAUCGGCUGCCUGUACCUUCCUGCUGCUAUUAAGUUUCAGUCAAGGAGCUGUGAUAUGUUGGCAGUGUCUCUUCUACGGAAGCAGUGUAGCAGCCUGGAACGGACUUGAGGUUAUAUCUGUGGAACUCUAUCCAGCCGCUAAAAGGGGGACAGCAUUCGGUGUCCUGAAUGGAAUUGCUAAGUUUGCAGCCAUUAUUGCCAGCUUCAUAUUCGCAGCCUUCAUCGGCGUUACCAAGAUCGUCCCCAUCUUCCUGGCCUUCGCCGCCCUCGUCUGCGGUGGCCUGGUGGCUCUCAAGUUGCCCGAAACCCGGGAGAAAAUCCUCUCUUGA
Messenger RNA from Limanda limanda (common dab), 2082 nucleotides. It is a transcript of the gene sv2ba, whose product is annotated as synaptic vesicle glycoprotein 2Ba. The transcript is spliced from 12 exons. Lineage: Eukaryota; Metazoa; Chordata; Actinopteri; Pleuronectiformes; Pleuronectidae. Gene Ontology annotation, cellular component: membrane. The coding region runs from base 1 to 2082 and encodes 693 amino acids. The record is from RefSeq and is a predicted model, not a curated record. Gene Ontology annotation, molecular function: transmembrane transporter activity. Gene Ontology annotation, biological process: chemical synaptic transmission; transmembrane transport.